GUAACAAUUCUGUGUCCCUCAGUAACAAUUCUGUGUCCCUCAGUAACAAUUCUGUGUCCCUCAGUAACAAUUCUGUGUCUGUCUCUGAGUAACAAUUCUGUGUCCCUGAGUAACAAUUCUGUGUCCCUGAGUAACAAUUCUGUGUCCCUCAGUAACAAUUCUGUGUCCCUCAGUAACGAUUCUGUGGCCCUAAGUAACGUUUCUGUGGCCCUAAGUAACGUUUCUGUGGCCCUAAGUAACGAU
Staurois parvus is the source of this 243-nucleotide messenger RNA. The record is from the annotation of a GenBank genome assembly. NCBI's taxonomy places the organism in Eukaryota, Metazoa, Chordata, Amphibia, Anura, Ranidae.